GCGGCGGCGCGCCGGGGCAGUGCCAUGCUGCUCUCCGUCCUGGCGGCGCUGUGCCUGGGGCUGCGCCUGACGCUCGGCGUGCGCGGCGCGCCCUGCGAGGCGGUGCGCAUCCCCAUGUGCCGGCACAUGCCCUGGAACAUCACGCGGAUGCCCAACCACCUGCACCACAGCACGCAGGAGAACGCCAUCCUAGCCAUCGAGCAGUACGAGGAGCUGGUGGACGUGAACUGUAGCUCGGUGCUGCGCUUCUUCCUCUGCGCCAUGUACGCGCCCAUCUGCACGCUGGAGUUCCUGCACGACCCCAUCAAGCCGUGCAAGUCGGUGUGCCAGAGCGCGCGCGACGACUGCGAGCCCCUCAUGAAGAUGUACAACCACAGCUGGCCCGAGAGCCUGGCCUGCGACGAGCUGCCCGUCUACGAUCGCGGCGUGUGCAUCUCGCCGGAAGCCAUCGUCACCGACCUCCCCGAGGAUGCUAAGUGGAUAGACAUCACACCAGACAUGAUGGUUCAGGAAAGGCCUCUGGAUGUGGACUGUAAACGCCUAAGCCCUGACCGGUGCAAGUGCAAGAAGGUGAAGCCCACUCUGGCGACAUAUCUGAGCAAAAACUACAGCUACGUCAUUCACGCCAAGAUAAAAGCUGUGCAGAGGAGCGGCUGUAACGAAGUGACCACCGUGGUGGACGUGAAAGAGAUCUUUAAGUCCUCGUCCCCCAUCCCGCGAACGCAGGUCCCGCUCAUCACCAAUUCUUCCUGCCAGUGUCCUCACAUCCUGCCCCACCAAGACGUUCUCAUCAUGUGUUACGAGUGGCGUUCCAGGAUGAUGCUUCUUGAAAACUGUUUAGUUGAAAAAUGGAGAGAUCAACUCAGUAAAAGAUCCAUACAGUGGGAAGAGAGGCUGCAGGAACAGCGCAGGACUGUUCAGGACAAGAAGCGAACAGCCGGGCGGACCAGUCGUAGCAACACGCCGAAACCAAAGGGAAAGCCGCCCGCCCCCAAGCCAGCCACCCCCAAGAAGACCAUUAAAGCUAGGAGUGCCCAAAAGAGAACAAACCCAAAAAGAGUGUGAGCCUGCUGCUUUCUGGAACUGCCUCCCAGGAUGAGGCCAGGUGCCGCCCAGCCUGGGGGAGGGCCCGCUCCCCUUGCCUUAACAACUACAGCGCUCCCCAUAGACACAUCUUGCGGCAUUUUUCUUAAUGAUCUGCUUCCAUUUUUCUUUUCAAGCCACCACAAACCGUAGUGGUAGGUAUGUCCUUUGGUGCGGAAGGUAUAUGAAAGCUGAACGCGGGUGGACAAAGCCGCUCGUGGCAUGUGGAGUGACCUUCGCAGUGCCUACCCUGGGAGAUCUCUGUGUGUGGGAAAGACGCUUUGGUUCUUACAUUUGACCUAAUAUGUGCAUUGGAAAAUAAAUGCCAUAUUACAAACAAAACACCCUUUUUUUUUUAACAAUAUGUUUUGUUUCGGUUUGACUUGUGUUGUUAGAUGGUUCGUGAUAUUUUAAGAUGGGAUUGGAAAUACAAUGAUUCUAAGGAGGAAAGUGGAAACAAUGAAUGUCCCAAGGAGCCUUAUGUGUUUGCUGUUUGAGGAAGAAUUUCAUUUCAUUGUGAUGAAAGGGAAUUUUUGAAUAACUUAGAAAAGCAGAAUGUGGAAAAUUUUAUUUUAUUUUAUUUUAUUUUACAAAGAACCCUUUUAGCUCAUUUUUAGCCAGAAACUUUGGAAACUAAAAAAAUAAUAAUGAUAACUAAGGCAAUAAAAGGGAAAGGCAGGCACAGUGCAUCUGGAUUCUUAUUUCCCGGCUGCCAUGCCAUGGGUGGAAAGGUGCUGAAUUCACUUUCAUGAUGCUUCUCAUUAGCAAUGCUUAUGUAGCACCAGAAACAAGAGUUCAUUUCUCCUAUUAUGAUUCAUGUACCAGUAACUCAACCCCCAGAGAAUUUCACAUCCGUGGACGUGGUGCUCACGUCAUCUCCCAGGACAUACCUUGAUGCCAAGCCUGAGAAAAUUUUCUGUCUGCAGAUAACCGGUGCUUGCGAAGGUGCCAUGGGCCCAAUGCGGGGGCAGGGGUGGGGCGGGAGGUUGGGGACCAGGACUUCAAAGCCCCUGGUUCUCAGCCGACGCUGGUACCCCAGUCACACACCAGCUCUGUGCUCGGAAAGGCAACUAUAGUCACUUCUCCAUUCGAGGAAGUGGAGGAACAAUCUGAAAGCUGAAGUAUAAUAUCUCCUUUAGCUUUCCCAAUGUCCCUGCUUCCCACAGAAGGCGUGAAGUGACAAGUCGUGCUCACACAAGAUCAUUAGACACACAAUCUCCUCUCAUCUCUGUAGCCAUCGGGACACAGAAUAGAGGGGGUUGCGUAAACCCAGGAGAAAGUGGAGAAAUGGGGUUAAUAAGAAUGCAGGCAUGGGCUGCCCUCUCCGUUGUCACCACUGCAGGGUGGUGGAGUUAAAGGAGUCCAGGAGAGGGACCCACACAAGGGUACCAACAGUGAACUAGUGUAAGUUGCUGCUCCAUUAAAGGUCAAACUUCACUGGCCCGUAAGGAAAGCUGGAGAAGGUUCUGCAUAGCACCACACCAAAGAAACCCACCUGAGGCCAUUAUGAGGCAUUGGCAGCCUAGCCUACCUCCUCAGCAUUGUAGGGAUUCUCCAGGGAGGGGAAUCGGAAAUGGAACUUUUCACGGAAGUGGAGACAAAACACAUAUGUAAGCAAAAGUCAACACUUUAAGUACAAUACUGAAGGGAUUAAGAGUUUGAAGAGGACUACAUAUUUAAACACUGUUUACUUUAAAUAUUUAACUAAAAUCACGUACUGAAUAUUAGAUGAAAUGUAGUACUUCAAGAGGAACAUUAACACCUUACACAAUUCUUAACUAAGCACGUUUAUACGUUAGAUAAUAUGUAACCACGCACAUAUAUCCACUUGCUUAAUCGACAAAAGACGAACCAGGCCACUCGGUUUAUUUAUUUUGAGAAAGUCAAAAAUGAACAGCAGCUCACACUGAGAGUAACAUGUCAAGGAUGAUGGUGGCCUUUGUGUGAGAACCAAAAAUUUCCUUCUCUCCCUUGAAUAUUUUCUCUAUCGAAAUACAUGUGAGAGGAGUUAAAUAAAAAUAUAUGGAAAGGAAAGUUGAGACAUUGAAAUGAGACUUGUUUGAGAGUUGGGUUAUUUAGUGAGAAAAAAUAACUUAUUUCACAAUAUUUGGAUCAGCAAAUCUCAUAAUUAAGGACAAAUGCAGGCAUUUUUUUUCAAUAAUUGUAUCGGUCUUUCAAUAAGAUGGUAAACAUGUAUUUUCUAUAAAGUAUUUAAUAAAUGCAUAAAGUACAAAUAGUGGAAUUAAAAUCCUAGCUAAUCCUGUGCAUGGCUAUGCAGAAGUAAUUACUGUAUUUUGGUUUACAAUUUUCCACAUGCUUCCUAUGCAUUUAUAUAAUGAUUUGAGGAAGGGAAAAAAAACCCAAGAGCUUAUUAUGCUUACUGUUGAUUAACCUUCCUUCUCCACUCAGCCUCUUAUUCAGACUAGUUCUCGUGUCAAUAAAACUGAUGCCACCCCA
This is a messenger RNA of Neogale vison (American mink), 3540 nucleotides long. RefSeq names its product secreted frizzled related protein 4 (gene SFRP4). Gene Ontology annotation, cellular component: cytoplasm. Bases 25 to 1065 code for a protein of 346 amino acids. The record is from RefSeq and is a predicted model, not a curated record. Gene Ontology annotation, molecular function: Wnt-protein binding. Gene Ontology annotation, biological process: non-canonical Wnt signaling pathway; canonical Wnt signaling pathway. Lineage: Eukaryota; Metazoa; Chordata; Mammalia; Carnivora; Mustelidae. The transcript has 6 exons.